UUUGUUAACAUAAAUUAUCUUUCAAUAGCUCAAACUUGAAAAGAAACAUUGUCAAUCUGAUUAUCAGCAAGUUAACAUUUAUACGAUAAAAUAGAACGAACAUAAAUGUUCGUACAUAUUUGUUAGUACAUUCCCGUGUGCUGCCCAUUUAUACGCAGUUUAUUAUUAUUAAUAAAAUACCAAGAUUACAAUGAAAAAGUGUAUCGUUCGAUGAAAUAUUUUUCCACAGAUGCAUUUCAUUGACUGGUGUACUUUCUUUUUACCUUUGAAAUAUUAUCUAGCACCAGAUCGCGCUAUUGUAUCAGUGUAGUGACCGAUACGUGACGUGAUAUUCAGCGUAGAUAGUUUAGACUGUUCGCAUUUGUGUAAAUGUUUCGUGUUUAAUCGUAAGACGUCGAACGUCGACUUUGAUUGUCUCUAACAUUGACAAUCGUGGCUUUAUAUCAUUUUUUAUAUUCUCAUCUAGAUUAUAUAUCAAAGUACUUCAUUUGUAUCCGAUGAUGAUCAUAAGGGGAAGAAGUACAAGAAUAUAAGAUUUUUUUUCUAGACAUCGUUCAACGUUGUGAAAUAGUGAAAAAGAAAAUAACGAGAAAAGAACGUAGGAAAAACAUGUGAAAGAUUUGCAUUUGUUUAGUAACUUGUAAUAUACUUUAGACAGAAAACUACUUGACCGAUUGAUUCCGGCACCUUCGUUCCGAGUAAAAAUCUUGGCGUGAAAAAGAAACUGUGAACUAGCAAUAGAACAUUAUAUACACCGAACUAUUAACACAAUGUAUUCGUAAGAAUAAGCACUUUUAUUCAUUUUCUUUUUCAACGUGUUCUCGCGACAUGCGCUUUCGAUAUACGAACAAUUUACGUUUUACAUACAAUGGUCUUCUGGUAGAGUUCUUUAAUUUUGCUAUCUCGCGCACAACGUUUGUUCGACUACUAAGAAGAUGGCGCGAGAAUGCACCGAGGAGGGUCUCGUACUUACGGCAAUGGUGGUAGGAGUCGACGAUCACGUGACACUUACGUCGCAGGGCCGCUUGUCGCGCGACCGUGCGAGGCCAGCCAUUUUGAUUAGUAACAUGGCGUCAGCGGAGAUUAAUAUGGCGUCCUCGGACAUAAUAACCGAAGUGGAGCCAGAAAUCCAGGAAGUCGAAAUCGAAACAAUACCGGUGGAAAUACCUUGCGAAACGGUGGAAACGACUAUUGAAGGGGACGAUGGACAGCCGAUGAUCGCAUUACAACCAUUACCGGAACCAGGCCGUGAAGAAAUCAUUCUACAGACGCAAGAGGAAAUCGUCGGCGCCGAUCCACUGAGCGUGUACGAUCAGAUACCCGUACCAGAGAACGACAUUUAUGUCGAAUCGAGUCCUGGACCAUCGAGGAAGGGUACGAAGAAAGCUAGAAAAGGUGGAGCUUCUAGAUUUCGAACGUCCGAUCACGCAAUAUUUGGUGAAAUGGGCUCAGAAACGAAAGCAAGAAAGUGGGAGCAGAAGCAAGUGCAAAUCAAAACCCUUGAGGGGGAAUUCUCGGUGACAAUGUGGGCAUCUGGAACGGACGACGAUGAAGGCUCUAAUCCAGAACCUGAUCCAGAUUAUACUGAAUAUAUGACUGGCAAGUCAAAUACAAAGUUUAAUCAUUCUGGAAGUUCUGUUUCCGAUGGAAUGCCAGGUCUCGAUUUAUCAGAUCCUAAACAGCUAGCUGAAUUUGCCAGACCAGGACAUAAAUUGAAAGUACGCAAACCACCUGUUAUGGAUGGUGUAGAACGUACAAUUGCUUGUCCUCACAAAGGCUGCACAAAAAUGUUUCGAGAUAACAGUGCUAUGCGUAAGCACUUACACACACAUGGUCCUAGAGUACAUGUAUGCGCAGAGUGUGGAAAGGCUUUUGUUGAAAGUUCAAAAUUAAAGAGGCAUCAGUUAGUGCACACAGGAGAAAAACCUUUUCAAUGUACAUUCGAAGGGUGUGGCAAAAGAUUUAGCCUUGACUUUAAUUUGCGAACCCAUGUCAGAAUCCACACAGGUGACAGACCAUAUGUUUGCCCAUUUGAUGGUUGUAGCAAAAAGUUUGCACAAUCCACGAACCUUAAAUCGCACAUAUUGACCCAUGCCAAGGCUAAAUCGCGAAAUGCCAUUGGAAGACAAGUACAACAAAUUCAACUUCAACAACCUCAAUUCGUCCAAGUCGAAGUUGCGGAUGUGGACAACCAGCAAUUUAUUGUCUAUGCUGAUUAGCCCCCUUGAAUGUUGAUCUCGUAUUCUGGUGAAUCUAUUAUGGAAUAUCAUAACCAUUAAUUAUUAACAUAAGCAGUGUAAAUAUUUUCAAGAUGCAGCAAGCGACAAAGGGAAUCAGUCGUUAAAACUAUUAGUUAUGGUAAGAGAUCGAGUUAAUUAAAUAAUUAAUACCUCUGUGCUUAGAUAUGAAAUAACGAAAACACCGAGAGUAUUGCGCUCCCAAAAACUCAUUGAUAAACAGUGUACUUUUUAAGACAAUGCGAGGUGAAACGAUGCACAUUGCUUUGUGCAAAGUCAGACUUUUUAAUAAAAUCUAGUGCGCCGUCGUAAUGUGUGACUGUACAUAUUUAUAAUUAAAGUAAAAUAUUGUAUACAGUAUAUUUUGGAGAAAUUCAAAUGAGAAUAAACCACAAAAUACA
Vespa crabro (European hornet) is the source of this 2638-nucleotide messenger RNA. Its product is annotated as transcriptional repressor protein YY1-like. The record is from RefSeq and is a predicted model, not a curated record. Bases 936 to 2219 code for a protein of 427 amino acids. Gene Ontology annotation, molecular function: DNA-binding transcription factor activity, RNA polymerase II-specific; RNA polymerase II cis-regulatory region sequence-specific DNA binding. The transcript has 4 exons. NCBI's taxonomy places the organism in Eukaryota, Metazoa, Arthropoda, Insecta, Hymenoptera, Vespidae. Gene Ontology annotation, biological process: regulation of transcription by RNA polymerase II. Gene Ontology annotation, cellular component: PcG protein complex; transcription regulator complex.